Cephus cinctus (wheat stem sawfly) is the source of this 2559-nucleotide messenger RNA. RefSeq lists its product as uncharacterized. The coding region runs from base 371 to 1990 and encodes 539 amino acids. The transcript has 5 exons. Lineage: Eukaryota; Metazoa; Arthropoda; Insecta; Hymenoptera; Cephidae. The record is from RefSeq and is a predicted model, not a curated record.
CGUCUAUGACUCGGAAAGAAUCUGUUUUCUCCUUAUUGUCACUCUAUUAACAUACGUAUAUAUUAAUCCUUAAACUAGUAAACUGGAAUGUAAGUCCAAUAUUCCUUAAAAUAUUUAUUUUCCCGCGCAGACGCGAAGUGGUUGUGAUUUGGUGGUGACUGAAAACGAUUCAGCUUUCUUCCAAAAUUUGUAUAUACCGACAAUACGAUUUACAUUCAACAAAAAUAAGAUACACAAUUUUAUUAUAAAAUGGAGAGCAAAACGUUUCUGUGGAAGACUUUUCUUUUUCUGAAAGUGAAAAGAAUUGGAUCUUGUUCCUUACUAAAUUUGGUCGGAAAAUAAAGAAAAAAUAUAUUCGACAUAUAAAGCCAUGAGCAAAAAUGGAUACCACCAACAGACCCCAACAUCUUUGUAUAAUAAUGAACAAUCAUUACGAGGGAGAGUCGAAGUCACAAUGGUUCAAAGGAAUGCCACUGAUGAUAAAAAAGAUACUAGAGGAUCAAAUAGAUUUCGAUUAACAAAGGAAAAAGUAGUGCUACUGGUGGGGCAGGCAAAGCUUAAAAGCAAAUCGAGUGUCCCAUCUAAUGUUUCCAUGGUUCGUAAUGGUCGUCAACACGUUCGGCGUGGUGUUCGUGCGCGCUGUGCGUCCCGUGUUUCGAAUUGCCGGUCGGUUAAAAAGACAUUCCGCAGAGCGUAUACAUUAAGUAUUAAUCUUUUUGGAUAUCGUAAUUCAUACACCACGAGACGCUCUUUCAUCAAUCAAAAAAGUGCAGAACAAUUUUUCCAACUUCAACAUCGAAGGUUUAAGAACAUUUCUAACAGGAUUAACUCUGAGACAGUUACUCAAUCAUCAUCGACUUUAUUAUUACCUUCAGAGACAAAAUUGUUCAGAAAACGACGUGUUGGAAUUGUCGAAAAUCAGUACGAAAACGAACAGUGCCCUAUCUUUUCUCCAAUUCGGGAUCUCAUUCAUCGAUUCACAGAACUUCUCUCGGAGAGAAAUACUUGGCAUGAACAUGAGGCUUCUAACGGUUUUAAAAUGAAAUCCAAAAAUUUAGUGAAUCGUGACAGAAUGCUAGACGAUACUUGUGAUCUAGCAGAAGCGAAGGAACAAGUUGAAUUUAAUGUAGCUAAGAUGGCCGUAGCACGGUCUUACAGUAAAAGUUCUCAAAGCGACGAAGGCAUUGAGCCCGAUACAAUCCCACGAAACAAUUCUUUUCGUCGAUGUUGGAGCCUAGAUUCUGCUGCACCAAGUGAAGAAGAUAUCUUACGAAAUGCGGAUCAACAAAUGGAACACAAACUUCAAGUAUCUAGAUGUUGCAGUUCUGACAGUGCUGUUCUCAGCGAUGAGGAUCAUAACAAAGGCUGGGAAAAUUCUAACUUGGGAGAAAAUGGAGACUAUGAAUUUACUGAGGGUCAGCCAAGAUUUUGGAGGACACCAAGUGUUGUAGUCAGUGAUUACUCUGACUAUUCCUAUUUGGAUGAGAAAUUUGAAAGAAGUAAUCUAGAUAUAGAUAAAUUUACUGACAAGAGCAGAACACCAAGCCAGGCCAGUAGCUGCUCCUGUUUGGACUGUGACGAAUUUAAAGAGUUCAAUGACAUCUUGUUAUUACAAGAUAGCAAACUUCCGCAAAUAUGUCGUCACAGGCGUCACUCAGAUUCCUGCUACCUCUGCAUAAGUUCAACAAAUAGUGCCUCUGAAAGAAAUGUUAACAUGGAUGGAAACAGACGGAAUUCCUGCCUGGCAUCUCCAAGUUCUUACUCCCCGCAGUGGAAUUCAUUGAAAUUAAGGAACAAUGAAGAUGAACUAUUGGAGAAGCAGGAUAGGACAACAAUUGAUCUCUUGGAACUACCACCCCCUCGCAAGAUUUCUGAUUGCUCAACCAACUCCAGCCUCAGUGGAGACGAUUUUGAAGUCACUGAGCUACUGCCAGUUAGGCCUACACGGGUUAUACCCCCACCAAGCUGUUCUGCGCAGACACUUGGAUAAUGUAUCGGACACAUGGAUGAACACGCGUAAGCACGCUGCGUUAGCACACCUAUGUCGUAACAUAGUACUAUGUGAUUGAGUGUGUAUUUUCUGGGACACCGUGUACAGCCAUGUGUACCACCGCGUGUUCGUAUAUGCGAUGUACAUAGUGUGUCAAAAAUAGAGUUAGGAGCUUAUAUUUUGUUUGAGUUUCAUUAUGGUGCUCUCAUGAAUUAUUACUAAAACAGAUUUACAAUUAGACAUAUUGAGAGGAUUGCUAUUAAGGUGUCUCAAAGAAAAUGCAUGUGGUUAAUUCAUAAUAGAGCUCUUCUUUAAUUUUCUGUUGAAAUUUCUAUGCAAGACUUUCUUUUGCGUUCUCGUCAGAUAAUAAGAGUCUUAUUAUUUUUUAAUUAAUGUCCUGUGGAUAAAGUAAUGUGUAUGGACUCGUGUGAGUAGCAUGAAGAGAGCACGACAUUAGGUAAACAAGGAAGAAAAUUAGUUUCCUCGUUAUUCAUUAUUGACACGUACCCAUUGGCCAAGGAGACGCAAAUAUGAGAGGACUAGCAAUUCGGAUAUCAUCAACUAAGAAG